AUGUACCAAACUCCCACAUCUCAAAGUCAGCACAUCACCAUUGGAGAUCAAGAGAAAUCACAAAAAGUAUCCAUGAAGGGGUCAAUGGUCUUAAAAAAGGAAGCAUUUGGCUUGCCACUAAACAAAGGAAGUGUUACUAUUGUGCCAACAAUUGUAAAUGCACCAAGGCCACGCAUGCAGCAGCCAAGUGUAAGAGGUGGCGCCAGGAGAGGACGUCCCCCAAUGGCAAUGCAAUAUGCUACUGGUAAUAUCAUAACAAAAGGUCAAAUGCCAGUCCGAAUUAUCAAGAAACCAGUUAAUGUCAGUGGACGGGGUGGUAAGGCUUUCCAAACAAUUGCUAUGCCAGCAGCUUCAGGAGGAACCACACCACAAGCUCUCCUCAACAAGAGUGUUGUUAUUACUCCAGCAUCAAAAGCUAACACAUCUACAGCUAAGGCAGUGCGUAAUAUUAAACUAAAUCCAAAGGUUACAGUCACACCAACAACAAAAGUAAGUGCAGCUUUGCCAGGUUUUAGUGGCACUGGUACUGUGGCUGGUAAUACUUUACCAAGUACUAGUGGUAUGACCAAGGUAACCAAGAGAACAACCAUGUCACAACUAGCAAGCCUACAUAGAAAUGAAAAAUUACGGAGAGCAAGUGAAGCAAAGAAGGAACAGAUGAAGGAAGCAUCAGCUCUAAUGAACAUUGAAAAUGCAGUCAAAUCAUCAGAUGAAGGAAUGGAAGAGGAAGAGGAAACAAAAAUGGAAAACACAGAUGUUUGUGAGGAUAAGGAGAAGGAUGGUAAGGAUGAUGAAAAUGUUGAAGAAGCAGAUACUCCUGUUAACUUAAUGAGUAAGAAGGAUGAGACUGGUGAUGGGGAUUUAGGGGAAACUGGGGAAGGAGAUGGUUCUACUGAAGUUGGACCACGAGGAGUUACUAAUGUUGGCAUGGACCUCAGUCUUGGAAUGAGUUCAGCUUUACAGCAGGCAACAGCAUCAUCAGGGGAGACACACCCCUCUUCAGGAGCAGGGAACCAACAGUCAGACCCAUCACUAACUGGAAUGUCCCAUACAGCAGAUAAUUCUGACCUUGAUGCAAAAUUUGACUCUUCCAACAAUUCUGCUGAUUUAGACUCAUCAGAUGAAAUAUCAGCAAACCUAGCCAGUGAUCAUGGUUCACCCUCAGUACAGUCAAAUGAAGUAGUUUUAGGAACCCCUUCCAAAUCAGCAGUUGGUUUUGGAAUGCGAGAUCUGGCUAAACCUCUCUCUGGAUCUCUUUCAACCAGCCUGGAAAGCCGAACAGGUAUUGUGAAGCCACAAGUACAACAAACACCAAAUAAACCCACAGCUAGCUUGACUCCUCUGCAGUCUAUGAGCAACUUACUCCCACCAGAUGGUCCUGGACCCCCUGGAACUCCAAACACAAGUCAUAAUUCAUCAAAUAUGUCUCAUUUGUCUUCAUUUUCUUCUCAGCAAGCCUUCCAUUCUUCUCAACCACUCUUCCAACCAUUUUUACAACAGCCACAACAGCAACAGCAGUCACAUAAUGUUGCUCAAGUGGCACCACAUGUCCAUCAAGCAGGCCCAUCACCCUCAAACACAUAUACAACAACACAAUCUUCUUUCUUGCCCUCAACUACACAUGCCCUAUACAGUAGUAGUGGAGGGACAUAUGGAACAGGUACAAUGUCUGGAGUUGGUAGUACUUCAACUACCCAGCAAAGCAGCAGUUCCAGUACCUUUCCAACCAUGUCAGAGAGUUCACAGCACCCUCAGCAGCAACAGCAGCAACAGCAACAGCAGUCGCAGCAAAUUCAGCAGUCACAACAGAGUUCUCUAAGUUCAUCCUUAACUCAUACAGGAAGUGGUUUAGUUCCAACUUCACGUAGCAGUGGUCUUGGAGGAGCUGACAGUCCCUUAAGUUUGUCCCACUUGCUAAAUUCUCAAGUUUUUGAUUCUGUGCCAGAAGAUCUAAGCUCCCCUCAUAGCCAUGCUUCUGCACUGGACUACCUCAAUUAUACAUUGUCAACAGGCACUAGUGCCUUCCGUCGGCCGGAUUACCAAGCCACUCUUAGCCCAGAUUUGCAGUCUUUGAUCAAUUCUGCAACAACUCAGCAACCACUCGCUACAGCUCUGCCUAGUGCAGCCCAUGUGGCUUCUAACCCUUCUGUAACUUCUCCAUCUCCCUUCCCAACUUAUCAACCACCUACCUAUCCACAGUAUGCUCCAUCUUACCGUGCAGGAACUUCAGUGUCAGCCAGCCCUUAUGCUGCUUAUGCUGGGCAGUAUCCUCCAUAUCCAACUCAGUACCCUCCUGGUUUAGCACCCCAUGCUGGAGCUGCUGCCCAACCUCCAACCAUGAGUCAGUAUGGGGCUCUCCAUACCCCGCCUAAUCCCUACCAAACAUACCCAGCACCUCCAACACCUGGCAGAUCACCGUACUCCUCUAGCUUAGGAGGCUUCAGUCAUGGGCCCUAUCCCCCAAUGUGA
This is a messenger RNA of Penaeus chinensis, 2469 nucleotides long. Its product is annotated as mucin-12-like. NCBI's taxonomy places the organism in Eukaryota, Metazoa, Arthropoda, Malacostraca, Decapoda, Penaeidae. The transcript has 4 exons. The record is from RefSeq and is a predicted model, not a curated record. Bases 1 to 2469 code for a protein of 822 amino acids.